AUGGAUAUCCCUAACGCAGAGUAUCAAGACUACCUGAUGUUCCCAAAUGAUUUUACUUCCAACUGGAAGCCCAUCACUUCAGAACUUGGCUGUGAGGCUGUAUCAUACUGGAACUGCCUUUCUUCCGAAUCAGAUUCCAGUGGGCUGUCUGAUUGGAAUCCUUUCAGCUCCGAGUCUGACAGUUUCACUGACUCCACAUCACACAGCCUCUCUCCAGUGUCCUCCAUCGAAUCCUUCAGGUUUUCCCCUCCGCAUUUACCUUGCACUGCUGGUCAGGAGGUCUGCGGCAGCUCCUCCGUGAGCAGCAGGGUCCCUGCUCCAACGGAGAGUCGACGGGGAAUGGGCCGGAGGACGAGGAAGGUCAGAUUGCAUUAUCCAGGGAAGCAGAGGCAGAGCGCCAGCGAGAGGGAGAAGCUGAGGAUGAGGGGCCUGGCCAAGGCCCUUCACAACCUGCGGACCUACCUCCCUCCGUCCGUGGCGCCCGCCGCCCAGAGCCUGACCAAGCUGGAGACCCUGCGGCUGACCAUCCGCUACAUCGCGCACCUGACUGAACUGCUGGCGCUGAGUGAGGAGUGCCCGUCAGCGGGCAGAGACACAGAGGGCGCAUGCCGGGUGGGAUGCCCGCAAGGCUGGUGUGCGUGCAACCAGAUUCCCCCACCGGAGUGUCCAUCCUAUCCUGGGGCCUCAACAAUGAACGACAGGAGUGGGCUAGCGGCUACCUUUCAGAAUAUCGCCCACGGUCAGAGCUUCAUGGAGGACCUGCAACUGGACUCGUGGUUUCUGUGA
Messenger RNA from Pristis pectinata (smalltooth sawfish), 786 nucleotides. Its product is annotated as mesogenin-1-like. Bases 1 to 786 code for a protein of 261 amino acids. NCBI's taxonomy places the organism in Eukaryota, Metazoa, Chordata, Chondrichthyes, Rhinopristiformes, Pristidae. The transcript is spliced from 2 exons. Gene Ontology annotation, molecular function: protein dimerization activity; DNA-binding transcription factor activity, RNA polymerase II-specific; RNA polymerase II cis-regulatory region sequence-specific DNA binding. The record is from RefSeq and is a predicted model, not a curated record. Gene Ontology annotation, cellular component: nucleus. Gene Ontology annotation, biological process: somite rostral/caudal axis specification; heart morphogenesis; regulation of transcription by RNA polymerase II.